AUGAGUCAUAAGAAAGAUUGGAGAGAGACAAAAACAGUCCUCCUUAUUGAAGAGUGCAGUGCAAUCAUUCAAAACAACUUACCAGAGAAGCUUAAGGACCCUGGAAGCUUUAUGAAACCAUGCACUCUAGGUGAUGCUUGUACAAGGACAACUCAAUGUGACCUUGGAGCAAGCAUCAACCUAAUACCUGCUUCAUUAAUAAAGAAGCUUUGCUUGACUGAGGAAGUCAAACCAACCCGCAUAUGCCUUCAACUUGCUGAUGAUUCUAUUAAGAUACCAUCAGGAGUAAUCGAAUACAUGAUUGUCAGGGUUGGACCCUUUGCUUUUUCUUCUGACUUUGUGGUGUUGGACAUGGACGAGCACAAGAGUGCAUCCCUGAUUCUAGGGAGACCCUUCUUAAUUACAGGAAGAACCCUCAUUGAUAUUGAAAAAGGGGAAGUAACCCUGAGAUUCAAUGAGGAAAAGUUCGUACUGAAUGCUGUAAAAGCCAUGCAGCAUUAA
This is a messenger RNA of Arachis duranensis, 501 nucleotides long. RefSeq lists its product as uncharacterized. The coding region runs from base 1 to 501 and encodes 166 amino acids. The record is from RefSeq and is a predicted model, not a curated record. The transcript has a single exon. NCBI's taxonomy places the organism in Eukaryota, Viridiplantae, Streptophyta, Magnoliopsida, Fabales, Fabaceae.